AGAACGAACUCGGCUUACAAUCAGCUGAGCAAGCAAGCAAACACACACACACACACAUACAUAUAUAAAUAUACUCAAGCUUUGUGUGCAGAGAAAAGCAGUCAAUCAGUCGGAACGCUGAAAGUAGUGCGGUUCAAAAAAAAGUGCUUUGUGCGAUUUGUUGGUGUUUUUAAUUAUUUGCGAAAGGCAAAAUCGAAUGAAUAAAUGAAAUAAUUUAAUUAAUGAGAUAAGCGCACAUUAGCAUCCAAGUUAAUAUACUAAAUAUUUAUAUAUACCUACAUAUGUACGUACACAAUAAUUGCCAAAGUCCAAAGAGAAAAUGCCAACAAUAAGAAUACUGCUACGAGAAUAUCCACGCUGACGUACGUUGACGUGUAUGUAUUGAAUUUACAUACAUAUAAAUACAACUAAAAUAUGUUAAUACAAAGACUAUGCCACCUAGUGCCACCAACAACUAUAACCAUUACCUAAGUAAUCCCACCAAGAACAAAAGUGCCCAAUAAAAAUCCCAACAACGCAAAAAAUUUCCAAUCGCCAAACGAUUUGCUGCGUCAAUAACAAAUAAGCGAGACACAGAGCGGAAUAUUAAGUUUCAAAAGAACAACAACAACGCCGCGCCGAACAAAAGUCACAACGACACGACGAAAAUAAUAUGCGCGGAUAAAAGGCGAAAGAAAGAAGCAAAACAAGUAGUGAGAAAACAAAAACAAAGAAUAUAACCCACCGAUAAAGAAAUCACAAGAAAAGCAACCAAACAGUGCCAAGCAAAAUAAAACAAAAUUAUACUAAAAGCAGAUAAAAAAGCGCAUUUAAAAAACAGAAAAAAAUAUAACAAAAAAAACAACAAUUGAAAAUAUCAAAAGUUCAACAACAGCAGCAAUAACAACAGUAACAAAGCAGUUAUCAGCAACAGCAGUUGUAACAGCAACAUAUCCACCCCCCAAAACAACCAACCAACCAACCAAACAAUACAACAAUACAAUACCAAAAACAAAUAGUGAUAAAAAAAUUAGUAAAAAAAAAAUAUAAAAAUAUAUAGAAAUAUAUAUUCAACAUUUAAAACCAAACAAGAAUAACAAAUACACACAGUUUCAGCAUUAAAUAUGAAACAAACACGUAAGGUUGCUCCCGAUGGCGGUUGGGGUUGGGUGGCCUGCUUUGGCGUCAGCUUAGUUAAUUUGGCCACCCGCUCGAUCGAGCCCUCAUUCGGUCUGCUCUUCGGCGAUUUGCUACGCGAUCUCGAUGUCGGCACCACCGGCGCCGCCAUUAUAAUGAGCACACUCGAUGUGUGCAUGAAUUUCUCAGGUCUCUUCGUCGGUCCACUGUUAAAGGAAUUCUCCUACCGCAAAGUGGCUAUCGCCGGCUCACUGCUCUGUGGCAUCGGCUUGGCGGCCACCUCACCAGCAGCCAGCAUGGCGCACAUACUCAGUACAUAUAGUGUGAUUAACGGUAUCGGUGUCGGGCUGUCCACGUCGGCCGCCUUUGUGGCGCUCAAUCACUACUUCAAGUAUAAACGUGGUCAAGCGGUGGGACUCUCUAUGGCCGGCACUGCGUUAGGUAUGCUGAUCAUGCCGCAAUUGGUACGCAUGCUGCUCGAAGCUUUCGGUUUCCGUGGCGCGGUGCUGAUGUUGGCCGGCAUUGCGUUGAACUCCACAGUGGGUGCUGUGCUCUUGCAACCAGCCAAAUGGCAUAUGAUCGAUGAGGUGAUUGAUGAGGAAUUGAUGACAGUGCCGGUGUCACCGCCCACACCGGAUGUGAAGGUCAUACGUGAAGAUGCCGCAGAAGAAGAUGCACUGCCCGAGCUGAAUACGCUACUCUUCCCCAAACAGCAAUAUAUGCGUAAGAAUUACUCGGAAAUGGCGAUGAACACAAUGAACGGUACACGCUUGGGUAUGCCCAAACGUCCCACAUUCCCGCGCAUCAUGUCGCUCGCGGGCGUGCAAUCGGCGGUGAAUAACAGUCACUCCAAUGGCGAUGUGAAUGUGUCGUUGCGCAACCGCAAACACUCGGUCACGUCAAAUCUCUCCUACAUGGACUUCACCGGCUCCAUACUGCAAGUGCACAUGAAUGUGGGCGAUGAAGAGUUCGAACGUAAUGAUCGUGAGCUGAAACGUGUCAACACGGCGGCAAGCGGUAUGGCGAAUGCGCAUCGUGACUCUUUUAUAAAAAUGCGCCCAACAGAGACUGAGAAGAAUGAAGAGUCGGCUGAGAAGGCGGCGGAGAAGAAACCCGGUUUCUGGCGUCGUUUCGCUGAUCUCAUGGAUGUUGACUUAUUGCGUGAUAAGAUCUUCUUAAACAUAUUGUUCGGUCUGUCGAUCUUCUAUGUGGGCGAGAUGAAUUUCAAAAUGGUCACACCAUUCUUUUUCGCCAAUCUUGGCUAUAAUAAGACAGAUGUCGCAUUCUGUUUAUCGAUAACAGCCAUCACAGAUAUUUUAGCACGUAUAAUACUCCCACCAAUAUUCGAUCGUACCACCAUCAAGAAACGUACGGUGUUCUUAGUAUCCAUCAUCUUUGUGGGCAUCACGCGUUCAAUCAUGGCCGAGCAAACCGAGUGGACUCAACUAAUGGUUUGGCUAUCGAUUUGCGGUUUCUUCCGUGGCUCUGCGUUGGCGAAUUUCACACUCACCGUUUCCGAAUACUGUUCGUUGGAGAAAUUACCCUCCGCCUUUGGCUGGCAUUUGGUUGGCAAGGCUGUAUUUGUCAUCUGUCUGGGACCGCUGAUCGGUCUGAUUCGUGACGUCACCACCAGUUAUCCCAUCUGCAUACACGCACAAACCGUUUGCAUAUUCAUGUGUGUAAUCGCCUGGGCGAUCGAGUAUUUGAUAACAUAUUUGAAAGAGCGAAAAGCUAAUGAGGGCAUCAAUGCCACAAUCGGACCCGAGACCAAUAUCAAACACUAACACGUGCUUAAUUUGGGGCAAUUGAGAAAGGGAUAUUUUUAUAAGAAACUGUUUUUCGUGAAACUUACACUCUGAUAUACUAUAUACAGACACACACACACACACAUACUUAUAUGUAUAUUUAAGUAGUUAGUUAUACUAUAUGGAAUACUAUUUUCAUAUAUACAGAUGUAUGUAUGUAUGUAUAUUGUUAAAAUACAUAUGUACUUAUGCAGUGAGCGAAAUUUCUUUAUAUUAGUUAAAUGCAUACAUAACUGUAUGUAUGUAUGUACUAAGUGAGUUAGUGUUUAGUAAGAGCUAAGUAUAAAUACAAAAACAACAAACACAGCUCAUAAAUAAAUAUAAGAAGAAGAAGAAGAAGUAUGUAUGUAUCUCCGUGUACAUACGUGAAAUGUGCGAUUUCCAAUGUGAUAGUUCAAAUUAUGCUUAUAGAACGUAAGGCUAGAAAUACGACGCGUGCGUUUAACGGUAUUACACAGUAACUGUACCCUUUUUUAUAUAAAAAUUUUCUAGCAUACCCAAGAAACCA
Messenger RNA from Zeugodacus cucurbitae (melon fly), 3429 nucleotides. RefSeq lists its product as uncharacterized. The transcript has 5 exons. Lineage: Eukaryota; Metazoa; Arthropoda; Insecta; Diptera; Tephritidae. The record is from RefSeq and is a predicted model, not a curated record. Bases 1104 to 2900 code for a protein of 598 amino acids. Gene Ontology annotation, biological process: monocarboxylic acid transport; transmembrane transport. Gene Ontology annotation, molecular function: monocarboxylic acid transmembrane transporter activity.